AUGAGACAAAGGUGUUGGCUAGAGUUAAUUAAGGACUAUGAUUGUAAGAUUGAGUACCAUCCUGGCCGAGCUAAUGUUGUGGCGGAUGCUUUGAGUAGGAAGUCUUGUGGAAGCCUAGCUAACCUUAGAAUGGCCUACCUUUCAUUACUGGUGGAAUUGCAGAAAGAUGGGGUAGAACUAGGAAUCAAUCAACAGGGUGGACUACUCGCUAGUUUGCAUGUGAGGCCUAUUUCGGUUGAGUGGGUGAUUGCAGCCCAAUUAGAAGAUCCUACACUUUGUAUAAUAAGGCAGGAAGUAGAGAAUGGUAUGCUGACAGAUUAUGCUAUGAGAGAAGACGAAGCCUUAGUAACUAGAACGCGUCUCUGUGUACAAAAGAACGAAGACUUAAAAAGAGAAAUCAUGGAGGAGGCUCACUGUUCUGCCUAUUCUAUGCACGCAGGUAUUACCAAGAUGUAUCGGACACUACAUGAGUACUACCCGUGGCCGCAUAUGAAGGGUGACAUAGCUAGGUUUAUGAGCAGGUGCUUGAUUUCCCAACAGGAUUAG
Prunus persica (peach) is the source of this 546-nucleotide messenger RNA. RefSeq lists its product as uncharacterized. The record is from RefSeq and is a predicted model, not a curated record. The transcript has a single exon. Bases 1 to 546 code for a protein of 181 amino acids. NCBI's taxonomy places the organism in Eukaryota, Viridiplantae, Streptophyta, Magnoliopsida, Rosales, Rosaceae.